Molecule: messenger RNA, 1750 nt
Organism: Scophthalmus maximus (turbot)
Lineage: Eukaryota; Metazoa; Chordata; Actinopteri; Pleuronectiformes; Scophthalmidae
Gene: mid1ip1l
Product: MID1 interacting protein 1, like
Exons: 2
Coding region: 543-1034 (163 amino acids)
Biological process (GO): regulation of lipid biosynthetic process
Cellular component (GO): cytosol
Source: RefSeq, a predicted model, not a curated record
GAACCUGUGAAAAAUAAAGUAAUUGCUUACAUUUGACAGUUUUGUCUUCAGGCCACAAACGGGCCGGAACAGACGAGCCGCGGUGAAUCGAGCACAGAUAAUUACAGACACACGGUGGAGAGGAGGCACGGUUUGAGUGGCAGCCGUGAUGCGCUCUGUCAUUGGCCGGAUUUGGAUCAGAUGCUGUUUGGACACGCCCACAUCCUCCAUGCUGGCCAAUCGGCCGCACAGAGAAUUACACAGAGGGCGGGGUUUGAUCUGUGUGAGUGUGCGGGGGGUUCCUUCCACCCCAGCCCGGCGUGCCUGGUAUAAAAAGCAGGAUCCUGCUGCGAGUCAGUUGGGGAAAUAUCUAUGUUCCUUCACGGCGGGUGGUGAGCGCGAACCUGAGAAGACUUGGUUUAUUCAUCCAGCAGGAAGCCAAGAAAGCGUUUCCUCAGGUUAAUCUCGUGUUCCAGAUCAGACACUUUAACAAACAAAACACCAAGCCUUAACAACCCCACCUGCCACUCCACUGUAACCAAGCCGACCUAAAAGCCUUCAAAAUGAUGCAGAUCACUAGCGACUCCGCCAGCAACAAGCACUCCCUCAUCAACGUCAUGCACCGCUUCAUAGCGGCUGCCAACAACAUGGACGAGACCAUCAUGGUGCCCAGCCUACUGCGAGACGUGCCGCUAGAGGAGCAGGCGGCCAGCGAGGUGGAGACCAACAACAACAAUGAACCCCCGUGUCCCAACAAGCAGCGGGACAUGUACGAGCACUACCUGCUCCUCAAGUCCAUAAAGAACGACAUGGAGUGGGGACUGCUGAAGAGGGAGAUGAGCAGCGGUGCCAGCUUCCUGGAGAUGGCAGUGAAGCAGGAGGAGCAGCAGCCGGUCACCGGGGAGCUGCUCCAGGGCAACAACUCGGACCUGGAGCAUCAGUUUCAUUAUCACCUCCGAGGACUGUUUGGAGUUCUGUCCAAGCUCACGAUGCAAGCAGACCAUCUCACCAACAGGUACAAGAGAGAAAUCGGCGGAGGAAACUUCAUGAGAUAGAAGUCCCCGACUGCUCCCUCCCCACCCUGACUGCUUGACUUGACAUAAUGGGAUGUGUCGAAGGGACCCAUCUCUUCAUAAUAGAUCUCAAUGGACAGUGAACUGACCAGGGCAAUCACAUUGUGACCUCUAACUCCCGUGUAGUGACACUCCCAACUUCCUCUUCUUUCCCACACCAAACAUACCUGAAACCAAUGACGCCUGCACAUGUCUACCUGAGCCUGUUCGUCAGUGCAGCAGGGGGACAUUUGUUGCUUGGUGGAGGUUAAUUGAAUCUGUUCUCGAGUCCGAAUGACGCACAGCUCUGGUUAAUGCAGAAACUUGCACUCCCUUUUUUUUUUUUGGUCUCGAUUUCAAAAUUGUCCCCAGAUCGAUACGUCUGUUUUAUGAAUAAAAGGUUUGACUGUAGGAGAUAUUGAAUGCUGGUUAUUCGUCCCUCCUUUUUUUAAAUAUAUCAAAUUAUUCUAAUGCUGAGCUGAAGGGCUCUUACCAGCAGAGGUUUUAAAUCCUUCCACUUAGUGUAACUGUAACAUGGUGUGCCUUGACUUUUGUAUUCCCUCAUGCCCUGUUCAGUUAACUCCCCAUUGUCUGUGUGCAAAUGGUUCAUCAAGGUGUGUAUGGUACAACAGCUCAUUUAAUUGUCCUAGGAUAUUUCAAAACCAAUUUUAUAUUAAAGCAGAAAUGCAGUAAAAGUGAAAUAAAUAAUUACAAACUUA